Rattus rattus (black rat) is the source of this 2446-nucleotide messenger RNA. It is a transcript of the gene Foxf1, whose product is annotated as forkhead box F1. Bases 1 to 1137 code for a protein of 378 amino acids. Gene Ontology annotation, molecular function: RNA polymerase II cis-regulatory region sequence-specific DNA binding; DNA-binding transcription factor activity, RNA polymerase II-specific. The record is from RefSeq and is a predicted model, not a curated record. Gene Ontology annotation, cellular component: nucleus. The transcript is spliced from 2 exons. Gene Ontology annotation, biological process: animal organ morphogenesis; regulation of transcription by RNA polymerase II. NCBI's taxonomy places the organism in Eukaryota, Metazoa, Chordata, Mammalia, Rodentia, Muridae.
AUGUCCGCGCCCGACAAGCAGCAGCCGCCGCACGGCGGGGGCACAGGAGGAGGAGGCGGAGCGGGCGGCCAGGCCAUGGACCCCGCGGCGGCGGGCCCCACCAAGGCCAAGAAGACUAACGCCGGCGUGCGGCGGCCGGAGAAGCCGCCCUACUCGUACAUCGCGCUCAUCGUCAUGGCCAUCCAGAGCUCGCCCAGCAAGCGCCUGACGCUCAGCGAGAUCUACCAGUUCCUUCAGGCGCGCUUCCCCUUCUUCCGCGGCGCCUACCAGGGCUGGAAGAACUCCGUGCGCCACAACCUGUCGCUCAACGAGUGCUUCAUCAAACUGCCCAAGGGCCUCGGGCGACCCGGCAAGGGCCACUACUGGACCAUCGACCCGGCUAGCGAGUUUAUGUUCGAGGAGGGCUCGUUCCGCCGGCGGCCGCGCGGCUUCCGAAGGAAAUGCCAGGCGCUCAAGCCUGUGUACAGCAUGGUGAACGGGCUGGGCUUCAACCACCUUCCCGACACCUACGGCUUCCAGGGCUCCGGAGGCCUCUCGUGCGCGCCUAACAGCCUGGCGCUGGAGGGCGGCUUGGGCAUGAUGAAUGGCCACUUGACGGGCAACGUGGACGGCAUGGCUUUGCCCAGCCACUCGGUGCCACACCUGCCUUCCAACGGCGGCCACUCGUACAUGGGUGGCUGCGGUGGCUCUGCGGCCGGGGAGUACCCGCACCACGACAGCUCGGUGCCCGCUUCUCCGCUGCUGCCGGCCGGCGCUGGCGGGGUUAUGGAGCCGCAUGCCGUUUACUCCAGCUCCGCAGCAGCCUGGCCUCCCGCGGCCUCCGCCGCUCUCAACAGCGGGGCUUCCUACAUCAAACAACAGCCUCUGUCCCCUUGCAACCCAGCGGCCAACCCCCUGUCUGGCAGCAUCUCCACGCACUCCCUGGACCAGCCAUACCUGCACCAAAACAGUCACAACGGGCCAGCAGAAUUGCAAGGCAUCCCUCGGUAUCACUCACAGUCGCCCAGCAUGUGUGACAGAAAGGAGUUUGUCUUCUCUUUCAAUGCCAUGGCCUCCUCUUCUAUGCACACUACUGGAGGAGGAUCUUACUAUCACCAGCAGGUCACCUAUCAAGACAUCAAGCCAUGUGUGAUGUGAGGUGAGGCCACGGGCCUUCCAGCCCAGCCUGGCCGGCCCAGGGACCAGGAGCUGCUCACCGCCACAAACUGCUUUAUUCUGGAGGUAUAACCCGUCAGCAAGAGAAAAGGGCCAGCCCCACCCCUAACGGAUUAUUUGUAAAGAAAACCCCAACACAGACUGUGGGCAGCGGCUGGCAACUCCACCCCCCCAAAACCCUCACUAAUUUCUAAAAAACAAAACAAAACAAAACAAAACAAAAACAGCGGCCAUGGGGACCCACGGCCAGGUCGGACUGCAGCUGUUAGUUAAAAAAAUACUUAUUUCCAACCCCGUUGAAAGUGGCCGCGGAGGUGCUGUGUCUGGGCAAAGCCAGCUACAUGGAAAGGAUUCUGCCGAGGUCUCUCCACCCCCAUACACACCAAGGGACAGUUUUUAGAAGCAGGGACACGGGAGACCAGUCGUUAUCAAAUACUUCUAUUUUUGGUUGAGUAUUUAUCUUUUAGUUUUUAACUUUUUGAAAGAAUGUCUUGAAAUGCAUAGACCUCCCUUGGACCAUUCCCCCCUCCCUCCCGGGGAGGACGAUGGAGCCACGGGGGUGGCAUCCCCUCUCGCAAACCCGGGGUCUCCUCCAGCGAUCACAGGUGAAUCUUUGUGGGAAUGACACAGAUAUCUGGAGCCACUGUUUGUCCUUUUUAAAAAGAAAACAGUGUCCGGCCGCCGAGAUGCUGCCCCAGCCUCUGGCCCCUCCAUCUCCCCCUUCCUCCAGCGUCUUUCACCUUACUCGGAGUCACAUUCUGACGUCUUCCCUGGGUGUUUUUCUGUCUCUGCCGUGACUUUCGGAAAAGAAAGGAGCACAUUGGGAUGUGGGGGGCCCGAGGCUCGACCCGGCCGGUGUAGUCGAGGCGCUCUGACACCGUAGACAGGCUUAGCCUGUUAUUUAUUCUGCUUUCCUUCCUUCUCAAAACACCACGUAGCCCUGCCCUCUCAGUAUUAAUGGUGUGACUUGGUUGGCAAUAUUUGCCGUGUAGAAUUGUUGAUGUUGUUGUUGUUGUUGUGGUUUGUUUUAGAUAUCCAUUGUACAUUUGAAACGAAGACCAAUCCAUGUAAAAACAAAUUCCCAUAUGUUUUAUAUAAAUAUAUAUAAUAUGAAGGACUGCCCAACCCCACCCCCCAUUUUAGUAUUUUGGCCGCAAAAGGUGCGGCAUCUGUGACACAUAUUUUAAACCUCCUUUCUGCACUGUAUCAAAGGGACAGUCUGAGGGUAUGCUUUUUGUGUACUUUUUUUUUCCUACAAAAAGAACAAAAAUAAAAAUGUGUAACAUUUGUA